AUGGGCGCAGGACAGUCGAAACCCGACGAGUCGACCAAGCAUGUUUUCGCAAGCGAUACACCCAUUCAGUUCUCCCAGGAGCUGAUUGACUCCCUUCAAGCAUCUUCAGAAACAAACUCCACACGCGCAAAGACCUUAGAGUUACAUAUCCAGCAGCGCGUAGCAGAAGAGCUGGAAAAGAUCAAAAAGCACGAGUCCGAGGCGCUCGAGGCAAUCCGGAAGAAAAUCGCAGAGGAAUCACCCUCAGGCUCAAGCUCGAUAUCACCCAAAGAUUUGAUCCCGGGCGUUAAGAACGAUGACGAACAGAAGCGAAAAGCUCAAUCGAGUCAGAAGGUACAACAAGAGAUUGAAAAACUCAAGCAACAGCUGGGACAGCGGAAGACCUUAAAGGAGCUACCAAAGGAAGUAGAGAAUGCGAGACAAGACGUUAUCUCCUGUCUACGAAUAAACGACCGGAAGCCCCUCGACUGUUGGAAGGAGGUCGAGAUCUUCAAGCGGGAGGUGCGGAAACUGGAAGAGAACUACGUUUCCUCUGUGCUCUAA
Cladophialophora yegresii CBS 114405 is the source of this 543-nucleotide messenger RNA. RefSeq lists its product as uncharacterized. The transcript has 4 exons. The record is from RefSeq and is a predicted model, not a curated record. The coding region runs from base 1 to 543 and encodes 180 amino acids. Lineage: Eukaryota; Fungi; Ascomycota; Eurotiomycetes; Chaetothyriales; Herpotrichiellaceae.